GGAGCACGGUGUGACCUCUGAGCACCGGAAGUAGUAGAAGAAGAAGCAGCGCCUCACCGCCCCACGCUGUCUGCUGCUGGUACUGGUUCUGGUGGUUUACUGGUUUACUGGUGCUGUUCUGGUUCUGCAUCAUGGCUGCCUCUAAGCCGGUGGAUUCUCAGUCUGGUUCUGGGCUCCCCCGCUGGCAGAUCGCCCUGCUGGUCGGAACCCCGCUGGUUCUGGGUGUUGGAGCUAUCUAUCUGUGGAACCGCAGCAGGACGAAGCAGAGGAAAGGAACCGGGGACGGGACCGGGGAGAGGAAGACUCCUGAAGGCAGCAGCAGCCCGGUGCAGGAGGGCCAGGACGGAGCCGCUCCGGUCAUCAGAGAGCCGGACAACCUGAGCCCGUUGGAUCGGGCCCAAGCAGCAAAGAACAAGGGCAACAAGUAUUUCAAGGCUGGCAAGUACGAGAACGCCAUCCAGUGCUACACAGAGGCCAUCGCUCUCUGCCCCACUGAGCAAAAGACCGACCUGUCAACGUUUUACCAGAACAGAGCGGCAGCCUACGAACAACAGAUGAAAUGGACAGAAGUGGUGCAUGACUGCUGUCAGGCCGUGGAGAUGAAUCCACGCUACGUCAAGGCUCUGUUCAGGAGGGCUAAAGCUCUGGAGAAACUAGACAACAGGAAGGAGUGCCUAGAAGACGUCACAGCGGUUUGUAUUCUCGAGGCCUUCCAGAACCAACAGAGCAUGCUGCUAGCAGACAAGGUGCUGAAACAGCUGGGAAAAGAGAAGGCCAAAGAUAAAUACAAGAACCGUGAGCCGAUGAUGCCUUCUCCUCAGUUCAUCAAAUCCUACUUCAGCUCGUUCACCGACGACAUCAUCUCACAGCCGCUGCAGAAGGGCGAGAAGAAAGAUGAGGACAAGGACAAGGAGGGCGAGGCGGCCGAGGUCACUGAGAGCUCCGCCUACCUGAAGGCAAAGCAGUACAUGGAGGAGGAGAACUACGAUAAGAUCAUCAGUGAAUGCACCAAGGAGGUCGAGUCAGGAGGCCGAUACACUGCGGAGGCUCUGCUGCUGCGCGCCACCUUCUACCUGCUGAUCGGUAACGCUACGGCGGCUCAGCCUGACCUGGACCGGGUCAUCAACAUGCAGGACGCCAACGUGAAGCUACGAGCCAACGCUCUGAUCAAGCGGGGAAGCAUGUACAUGCAGCAGCAGCAGCCUAUGCUCUCCACUCAAGACUUCAACAUGGCGGCCGACAUCGACACACGCAACCCCGACGUCUAUCACCACAGGGGGCAGCUGAAGAUCCUGCUGGACCAGGUGGACGAGGCGGUGGGAGACUUUGACGAGUGCAUCCUGCUCAGACCCGACUCGGCUCUCGCCCAGGCUCAGAAGUGCUUCGCUCUCUACAGACAAGCGUAUACUGGAAACAACCCGUCACAAGUCCAGAUCGCCAUGGACGGCUUCGAGGACGUCAUCAGAAGGUUCCCCAAGUGUGCAGAGGGCUACGCUCUGUAUGCUCAGGCUUUGACUGAUCAGCAGCAGUUUGGAAAAGCAGACGAGAUGUACGACAAGUGUAUUGAACUGGAACCAGACAACGCUACCACAUAUGUCCACAAGGGUUUGUUACAGCUCCAGUGGAAACAGGACCUUGACCUGGGUCUAGAUCUCAUCAGUAAGGCCAUUGAAAUCGACAACAAAUGUGACUUUGCCUAUGAAACUAUGGGAACCAUCGAAGUUCAAAGGGGAAAUCUGGAUCGGGCGAUAGAAAUGUUCAACAAGGCCAUUAACCUGGCCAAGUCGGAGAUGGAGAUGGCCCAUUUGUACUCGUUAUGCGACGCAGCGUACGCCCAGACGGAAGUGGCGAGGAAGUACGGGCUGAAACCUCCGACACUGUAACGUCUCUCUGCCAACCGAUCGCCAAUCUCAAAUCUUCAUAGCUGAACAUAACUGUGUUAAAAUGCAACUUAACUUUUGAUUUAUACAAAAAGAGAUAAAGAGUACUGGAUUAUAAAAGAGCCCUAAAUAUAGAGAGGUGAAGUCCCGCCCCUCUGGUGGACCCCCUUGUUUCAGAAAAGAUAUGUACGGUAUCACACACAUGAUGUUUGACAAUUUAAAAGAUCAUUUAGUCCAGAAAAAGUCUCAGUUUGUCGUCGUAUCAUUUAGUUUGAACCGCUCAGUGAGCUACGUCUCUCGUCUCACACAACAUACGUCACCAACUUAGUGAUGUUCCACGUACAGAUGAAACGUUAUCUGACCUGAUGUGUUUUAUCACAUUUAAGAAUCUGCAAGCUGCAAAAAAUUACUCAAACUGAUUAAUCGAUUAUCAAAAUAUAGGUGGCUAUUAAUUUAAUAGUCGACAAUUAAUGGAUUAAUCGUUGCAGAUCUCUAGAAACGUCACUAUGACACUUUUGUGUGUCGUCUUUCUAAUUACGUAUUUUCACAGUCUUAGGCUUUAGGCGUUAGCUGAACACAAACCAUGAACUGUACGCUACCUAAUAGUUAAUAAUACAGUUUAAAUGAAUGAAAACAACUUACCCCGAAAACUCAAGUACUGCACUAAUUUGUCUCAGAUCAGAUCAGAUCGUGGAGACUACGGUCGGUAAAGUUAUAAAGCUCUAAAGGUAUCCAAAAAAAGACACCACAAUGAGAAA
This is a messenger RNA of Sebastes umbrosus (honeycomb rockfish), 2638 nucleotides long. RefSeq names its product translocase of outer mitochondrial membrane 70 homolog A (S. cerevisiae) (gene tomm70). Gene Ontology annotation, molecular function: protein binding. NCBI's taxonomy places the organism in Eukaryota, Metazoa, Chordata, Actinopteri, Perciformes, Sebastidae. The record is from RefSeq and is a predicted model, not a curated record. Bases 132 to 1883 code for a protein of 583 amino acids. The transcript is spliced from 12 exons.